Messenger RNA from Thelazia callipaeda (thelaziosis nematode), 849 nucleotides. Lineage: Eukaryota; Metazoa; Nematoda; Chromadorea; Rhabditida; Thelaziidae. The record is from the annotation of a GenBank genome assembly.
AUGCGCAUCAAAAUCAAUGAUGAUGGCUGGGUUUUGAUUGAUCGUAAUGGGAAACAUUUUGGUACUAUUUUAAAUUUUUUGAGGGAUUGUUACGUGCCGUUGCCAGAAUGUCGUGUUGAAACGGCUGAAAUAUUAGCCGAAGCGAAAUAUUUUCUUAUUCAGAAACUGGUUCAACAGUGUCAGAAAUGGCUAGAAGUAAUGACUCAAGAGAACGUUGAACCUGAUGGUAUUUGUAAAGUCCCGCUUGUUAAUCUUAAAGCAGACUGUGAUCGUAUCCCUGUUAUAAAACUUCUUAUUAAUCGACAUAACAACAAGUAUUCGUACACUGUUCAUUCAGACGAUAACUUGAUGAAGAACCUGGAGCUUUUCGACCGGCUUGUUGUAAGGUUCAGUCGUCGCAUUCUUUUUGUUAAAGAUAUUGGCUCGGAAAAUACGGAAGUAUGUCAGUGGACGUUUUUUGGACAAAGCAAAAAGAAAGCUGAAAUUUGUUGCACAUCAAUUGUUUACACGACUGACAGAAAGCAGACAAAGAUCGAGUUUCCCGAAGCUCGAAUUUAUGAAGAAGCAAUGAAUGUUCUGCUCUUUGAAGAACGGCAUGUUUGUAUUCGAUGUGGAGGUGAAGGUGGAAAUUGUACAUCAUCACGAUCAGCUGGGUCGUUGCAAUUACAACUUCCUCAGUCUACUUCUCAUAGUGCUUCAGUUUCCCCUCAACGUACUUCACCUGCUUCAUUUGGCAGUGAAGUCACACCGGGAACAAGUGGACAGGAUGAACGGUGUCGUUUUUCGAAACUGAUGGAUGGACGUUCAAUUAGCUUAACUGCUGGUGGUGUGAAUGAAGACAUCAAUUAA